AUGCUGCAUGCACAAGGAAGGCUUUAUAGACCGGGUACGUUACCAGCCGUUUGUCAUUAGAUGUACAUGCAUUAAAGAAGAAACAUGGUUGGAUCGAAUACCUUCUUGUUGGCAUGCGCGCUGGCCGCUCUUCUAUGUGUGUCCAAUGUGGAUGCAGCCUUCAAGUGUUACGUAUGCAGCAGUGUGACGAAGAGCGGCUGUUCGGACGAGUUCACUAAAAGUUCUACUUUGGAAAGUGCAGCCACAUGCCUGGGCUGCGCUAAAGGAAAGACAGGCGACGUUGUUGUAAGAACCUGUUCUCUGAUUGCUGUUAGCAACGGAUGCACGAAAUCGGGCGAUGCUGCAGUCUGUUUCUGUGACAGCAAGCUCUGCAACGGCUCCAACAACAUGGCUGUUUCCAUGGCAGCGCUCCUGGGCGCCACACUCGUCGUCCUCUUUUCUAAUAUUUAAUAAAUUUAAAAUGUCAUGGCUGUUCGAAAACAUACUACAGCAUACAAUAACAUUUCUUAAUACAUGCGACAACAUGUACCCUAUGUCGACCAUUUAACAGAUAAAAUAACAUUUAAUAUAAAUUUAAAAAAAUCGAAAUGAAUGUAGAUAUAAUUUAAAUGGUAUAAAGUUAUACAUGUCCCAUUGUUUAAUUUCAAUAAUAAAUGAUAUGACGAUAACAAUAUUGAAUGGUUCCCUAAAUCAUUGUUUGUACUGUCGUUUGCUUUUACGAUGUUCUUUUUCUCAAACGAAUUAAAAAUGUUACUAAAAUAUACGGCAUAAAAUCACUAAAAUGGA
This is a messenger RNA of Dreissena polymorpha, 786 nucleotides long. RefSeq names its product protein quiver-like. The coding region runs from base 85 to 450 and encodes 121 amino acids. The record is from RefSeq and is a predicted model, not a curated record. Lineage: Eukaryota; Metazoa; Mollusca; Bivalvia; Myida; Dreissenidae. The transcript has 4 exons.